Messenger RNA from Cydia fagiglandana, 2146 nucleotides. RefSeq lists its product as uncharacterized. Gene Ontology annotation, cellular component: plasma membrane. Gene Ontology annotation, biological process: neuropeptide signaling pathway. The transcript has 8 exons. The coding region runs from base 27 to 2144 and encodes 705 amino acids. Gene Ontology annotation, molecular function: neuromedin U receptor activity. The record is from RefSeq and is a predicted model, not a curated record. Lineage: Eukaryota; Metazoa; Arthropoda; Insecta; Lepidoptera; Tortricidae.
AAUAUUUUAAAAGUUUCGUUAAGAAAAUGGCAAUGGAAUUCCAGUUGCGUGAAAACGAAACCAUUGACGAUUUUUACAAUCGCUGCAACAAUUUGACUUAUUUCGACUGCAGUGAAGAGGAAAUGCUAUGGUGGAUGAUGGGGUCCCGGCGGUUGCCGCUGAACGAAAUAAUUCCCAUAAGCAUAGUGCUUGUGGUGAUAUUUUUGACUGGCGUGGUGGGGAACAUUUGCGUCUGUGUAGUGAUUGUGAAGCAUCCAGGUCUGCAUACGGCGACUAACUAUUAUCUGUUCAGUUUGGCGGUCAGCGACCUGCUUCUACUAAUGUUCGGUCUACCAAACGACUUGUCAGUCUACUGGCACCAGUACCCUUACAGCCUGGGCAUCGUGUUCUGCAAGCUGCGCGCAUUCAUAUCUGAAGCAGCCACCUACGUGUCCGUGCUGACGAUCUCCGCGUUCUCCCUGGAACGUUACCUGGCCAUAUGCCAGCCCCUGCACCUGUAUGCCAUGGCGGGACUGACGCGAGCCUCGAGGAUCAUCCUGGUUCUGUGGAUCAUAUCCGCGAUCUGCGCUACGCCCCUUGCGGUGUACACGGACAUUAGCUACAGGGAUUAUCCACCAAAUUCUGGCAACAUCUCGACGGAGUCCGCAUUCUGCGCUCUCAUGGCCCCUUCUCCACUCCUCGAGCUGAGCAGCAUCUUCUUCUUCUUCCUGCCUGGUGUGCUCAUCCUCUGCCUCUAUGUCAGGAUGGGCUUGCAUAUCAGAUCAACAAAGGUAUCAGAGAAGACAAAGAUGGGCCUGCUGAACGGGCAGGUGCACGGCGAGACGCGGCAGGCCAAGUCUCGGAAGGCCAUCAUCCGGAUGCUGGCGGCGGUGGUGGUCGCAUUCUUCGUGUGCUGGGCGCCGUUCCACAUCCAGCGUGUGUUCUACGUGUAUGGCCGCCAGCACCCCAAGUACGAGCUGAUCAACGAGCACCUGUUCAACAUCGCCGGGGCGCUGUACUACGUCUCCGCCACCGUCAACCCGAUACUGUACAACGUCAUGAGUGGCAGGUCAGUCAGAUAUAUCUACGUGUACCGCCAGCACCCCAAGUACGAGCUGAUCAACGAGCACCUGUUCAACAUCGCCGGGGCGCUGUACUACGUCUCCGCCACCGUCAACCCGAUACUGUACAACGUCAUGAGUGGCAGGUCAGUCAGAUAUAUCUACGUGUACCGCCAGCACCCCAAGUACGAGCUGAUCAACGAGCACCUGUUCAACAUCGCCGGGGCGCUGUACUACGUCUCCGCCACCGUCAACCCGAUACUGUACAACGUCAUGAGUGGCAGGUCAGUCAGAUAUAUCUACGUGUACCGCCAGCACCCCAAGUACGAGCUGAUCAACGAGCACCUGUUCAACAUCGCCGGGGCGCUGUACUACGUCUCCGCCACCGUCAACCCGAUACUGUACAACGUCAUGAGCGGCAGGUCAGUCAGAUAUAUCUACGUGUACCGCCAGCACCCCAAGUACGAGCUGAUCAACGAGCACCUGUUCAACAUCGCCGGGGCGCUGUACUACGUCUCCGCCACCGUCAACCCGAUACUGUACAACGUCAUGAGUGGCAGGUCAGUCAGAUAUAUCUACGUGUACCGCCAGCGCCCCAAGUACGAGCUGAUCAACGAGCACCUGUUCAACAUCGCCGGGGCGCUGUACUACGUCUCCGCCACCGUCAACCCGAUACUGUACAACGUCAUGAGUGGCAGGUCAGUCAGAUAUAUCUACGUGUACCGCCAGCAUCCCAAGUACGAGCUGAUCAACGAGCACCUGUUCAACAUCGCCGGGGCGCUGUACUACGUCUCCGCCACCGUCAACCCGAUACUGUACAACGUCAUGAGUGGCAGAUACCGCAUCGCAUUCCAAGAGACCCUGCUCUGUCGCAAAGUACGGAGGGACUCGCGUCUCACGAACCUAGACCACACGAGCGCCUCCAAGGCCUCGCAGUACCGGAAGAGAGAGUCCCGCAUUGCCUUCGUCAGUAAGGUGGACUACGUGAAAAACCAACCGGCGCCAUUUUGUGGCGACAAUGGCGACAUCAAAAUGGAGGACAGCACCGUCUUCUACUUCUACGACGACAAGCAGGAUGGCAUGCAGAUUGACAGCUGCAUGUAAAA